UGAGCCGCCGCCGACCCCGACCACCGGUCCUCCCCUCCCUUCCCCUCUCCUCUCUCUCCCGAGUCCCGACCACCGCGCCCGCCGGAUCUCCCUUCCUCCCCCGGCGACGAACCCCCCGCAGGCCGCAAUUGGACCAGCUCGCGUCGCGAGGUCGCCCCAUCUCUCCCCGGGCAGCUCCCUCGCCGCCGUGCCUCCCGUCCCUCGCGGGUGAUCCCCCCUCCGGCGGCUCGCGGUUCCGGAUGGGGCUCUCGGCGGCCGCCGCGGGCGACGGCACGCAGCUCUGCGUCUUCGACCUCCGGAGGGGGCAGCAGGAGGGCCAGGAGCUCGACAAGAUCCUCUUCUUCCACCCCGCCGACUGCCCCAUCCUGCUCCAGCUCUCCGUCAUCGGGCUCUGCGAGGGAAUCGUCACUUUCACAAGAAUAUUUUCUCCUGAAGAGGAUUGUGAAGUUAUAGAAUCUGAGAAGCGCUCCCAUGUUUUUUAUCAAGCGGAACCUGAUAUUUGGAUGGUUCUGGUUGUGGAAAAAACCAAGGACAAUGAAUCGAACUGGCGUUGUGGUGCACUGCAAGGGAUACUUAAAGAGGCCCAUUCGCUUUUCACAAUGUUCCAUGGACCAAUCCGAACUUUACUUGACAGACAACCCAGUGCAGAACUUGCCCGUGGUCACCUCCGCACAUUUCUCACAGAUUAUUUGAGUGAUUUUCAUGUUGGUAAAAAGAUACAGUUCCCAACCUACCGUGACAGCCUAAAGGAGAGGGGAACAAUCCAAAUGCUCACAGUACCAAGAGAAGUAGCACUUGAAGUUCAGUCACUCACCACAGUUCUUGGAUCAUGUCUUGGAAAUGUCACCUGCCAAUCACUCAUAUUGUUUGAAGACCUAUUGGUGUCUACAACACUGCCUCCGGAUGAUACUUUAAACCUGUAUACUUAUGCUGUCUUGAGGUUAACUCCCCGUGCCUUAUCUUCCAAUGCAAGCUCUUGGUCCUAUUUGCGGAAAGGAACUUCUGUUAGUGCAGGCCCUACUUCAAGUUCAUCAAAUGGAACAACUGCAGGAGAAAGGUACCAUAGUCGAUCUCGUGAUACUUCUCCCGAUGGACAAAAUCAGAUGCAUCAUAAUUUCAGGCCUCUCCUGCGUGAGAAAUUGUCAAAGGGAAAGGAUGGUUUUGUUGCUGCUGAUUUCGCAGCUACAGAAGUUCGUGGUGCUGUACCCUUGACUCCAAUAAUCUGGUUCCAGCAGGCAGAGGAGCGCAUGUACCUAUGCAUUUAUCAGCACAAGAGUCUCACUAUCCUUUUGCUAAUUCCUGCUUCCUCACUAAUAAAUGGAGAAGAGGGCAUCGCUCAUGUGAAGAAGCAGAUGCUUGAAAAUGCAUCACAGAAGAUUGUCACUGUUGAACAGAAACUGACACGCGGAUGGGGAGGAGAAAAUGCUUAUCAUGUUAGUGGAUAUCGUUACUUGCUGGUUGAUCCGGACAGAAGGGUAUCAAGAGCCUCCCCGCCUGGGAAAGUCACCACCCUGGCAAAGGAUUCGCUACUUGCCCUCAAUAGGCUAAGACAAGAAGUAGAUUUAGAGAAGUCAAGAUACAGGAGAAGUGACCCCAGUCAUGAUAAGGAUUUUGAAGUAUGCAUCAGAACAAAAAACAAUGCAUGGGUGAUUGCUAAAAUUACUCGAGGAAGGGAGCUUUACAUGGCUUUAGAGAAGGGUGGUGAAACACUUCUUUAUGCAUCCACAGCUGUAGAGAAGUUUAGCAACAGGUACUGCGAGGGAGCGUUCUCUACGGACUGAAGCACCAGCAUGAGAUGCCCUCUUUUCACACACACACACUAGCUCCUUUAUGCAACUCUCAGUUGUCACCUGGAUCGGUGGUUUCGUUGUAGUGAACUCAGAUCUUUAUUUGCAAGGGGAAUAAGGGAUUCAUGUCCUAUUAGUUGUACAGCUGCUCUGUUAUCAUGUGCUGUGUGCCCCCAAAAAUAUAGCUUAGUCUGGGAAUAAUGCAGAGCAGGGUGGAGCCUGUUGUUCUCUUACGGCCUCAUGUCCUUACGGUCGCGUUGUGGGCGUUUUUUUUUUUGUAAACAUUGGCGAUGGACCUGGUGAGUGAAAGAGCUUAGCAUAGGAUUUGAUCUGGUGAUUAAAUAUUUUGGUGCUGUUUCAUGCUUUGAGUUCUAUCUCCGGGGACAGAGGCUGCUGAAAACGACAAGUGGAAAGAGUUACUCGUACAGUCAUUUGAGUAGUUAUUAUUACAAAAGUUAAACCCACACGGUUGGAAGUCAAUGAAUCGAAUGUUUUACAUGCACAUUA
Panicum virgatum (switchgrass) is the source of this 2294-nucleotide messenger RNA. Its product is annotated as vacuolar fusion protein CCZ1 homolog. Bases 240 to 1781 code for a protein of 513 amino acids. The record is from RefSeq and is a predicted model, not a curated record. Gene Ontology annotation, cellular component: intracellular membrane-bounded organelle; Mon1-Ccz1 complex. The transcript has 9 exons. Gene Ontology annotation, biological process: vesicle-mediated transport. NCBI's taxonomy places the organism in Eukaryota, Viridiplantae, Streptophyta, Magnoliopsida, Poales, Poaceae.